Oppia nitens is the source of this 7674-nucleotide messenger RNA. Its product is annotated as fatty acid synthase-like. The record is from RefSeq and is a predicted model, not a curated record. Lineage: Eukaryota; Metazoa; Arthropoda; Arachnida; Sarcoptiformes; Oppiidae. Gene Ontology annotation, biological process: fatty acid biosynthetic process. Bases 1 to 7674 code for a protein of 2557 amino acids. Gene Ontology annotation, molecular function: 3-oxoacyl-[acyl-carrier-protein] synthase activity; fatty acid synthase activity; oxidoreductase activity. The transcript has 16 exons.
AUGAGUUUAAACAACGAUGAUAUAGUAAUCAGUGGUAUGAGUGGUCGGUUCCCAUUAUCUGAUAAUAUCGAUGAAUUUGCUGACAACCUAUACAAUGGUAUAGAUAUGGUUACCGAUGCCGAUGACGGUGAUGGUCGAUGGCCUAAAGAUUUAUACGGAAUUAGUUCAAGACAAGGAAAGGUUAGAGACUUUGACCGCUUCGAUGUGUUUUUCUUCGGUAUUAUGCAACAAAUGGCCGACGAAAUUGAUCCGCAAUCGCGUAAACUAUUGGAGACCACAUACGAGGCCAUUGUGGACGCCGGUAUAAAUCCGAGUUUAUUGCGCGGCACGAAAACCGGUGUUUAUGUCGGUGUGUCGACCUAUGCUAUGACCGAUAGCUAUCCCGAAGAGGUACAGCCGGACAUUAGGAUGAGUAAACAGUCGGUAAUGUUGCAGACAAUGGGAAAUAUGAAGGCUAUGUACGCCAACCGUAUAUCCUAUGUGUUUGACUUUAAGGGACCGUCGCUUAUCACAGAUACGGCCUGUUCGGCCAGUUUUGUGGCCUUUAAUUUGGCCAUAAAUGACUUAAAAUUAGGCAAUAUUGAUUACGCUGUAGUCGGAGGAACUCAAAUGACAUUUGAGCCGUUUCUCGUCCAAAAUUUACAAGAAAUGAAUGUUUGUUCACCGCGUGGCGUAUCGUCGGUGUUAGACCAGGAGGCAGAUGGCUUUGUCAAGGGUGACGCCAUUGCCUGUCUAUUCCUCCAGAGACGACCCGAGGCUCGCCGUAUCUAUGCCUCAGUUUUGGCCAGUCGUGUCAAUGUUGACGGCAAAAAAACCAAAGGCAUGUUCUUUCCAUCGACAGAAGCACAAGAAGAACUGAUGAUUAUGACCUACAAAGAGGCUAAUGUGGAUCCAUUGAAAGUCAACUAUUUUGAAGCCCAUUGCACGGGAACCAGAGUUGGCGAUCUGCAAGAGGUUAAGGCCAUCUACAAUGCCUACUGUUCUGCACCUAAUCGUGAGGACUACUUACCGCUUGGUGUACUCAAAAGUAAUACGGGCCAUACAGAAGCGGCAUCGGGUGUAUCGGCAAUAAUUAAGACAUGUACUGUAUUUGAAAGAGAGUGUAUUCCGCCUAACAUUAAUUUGAAACAAAUUAAAAAUGAAAUCAAAAACUACUGUCCACCACUGUAUCCCAAUACCAAACCAUUGGCCUAUAAGCCAGCCAUUGCAGGCAUAAAUAACUUUGGCAUUGGAGGUGUUAACGGACACGUACUCAUUGAAUGUAAUUAUAAGUUGGCCGACGAUAAUGGCCUGGAAAUAGCCGAAUCCAUACCGCGUAUUGUAAACAUCUGCGGCCGCACUGAAGCCGCCAUUCAACACGUGUUUGACUUUAUCGAGAAAAAUCCUCACAAAAUCACGCGCGACUUUUUAGCCCUUUUGACUGAUACUAUGAAAGUCAGUCCCAGUGUUAAUUCAGCCGGAUUUCCCUACAGAGAAAUUAAACCUGUUUGGCUGUUGUUUCCGGGUUUGGGCGGACAAUGGCCUGCAAUGGCUAAGGCUUUAAUGCCAAUCGAUAUUUUCAGAAAUAAAGUCGAAGAAUGUCAUCAAAUAUUACUUGAAUUUAAUAUCGAUUUAAAACAUUGGUUACUCUCUGAAGACAACACUUCCAUCUCAACAAUGACUGCUAAGUUCUGUACGACAACUGCUAUAGAGUUGGCGUUGUUUGAUGUGAUUAAAGCAUUGGAUGUCACUGUCGACGGUAUUAUUGGACAUUCAUUUGGUGAGAUAGCCUGUGCUUACGCUGACGGAUGUCUGACCACAAAAGAGGCGAUGAUUUUGUCAUAUUUUAGAGGAGCCGUCACUGAAAACGAUAAGAAACUACCGAAAGGUUUGAUGGCUGUCGUGGGUCUGUCGAGAAACGAAGCAAAAAUAUUAUGUCCACAAGGAGUGUAUGUGGUCUGUAAUAAUGCUAAAGACAGUGUUGUAGUGUCUGGCAAACAACAAGAAAUGAAGGAAUUGAUUGAAAAGAUACGAUCUAUGGGUGUAUUUGUUCGCCAAUUAGACAGCAGUGGUAUACCCUAUCACUCACCAUAUAUGCAGAGCUCGGUUAAGCCAAUGAUUGAGAAAACCAAAAAAUACAUAGAAAAACCACGACUGAGAUCCAGCCGAUGGUUAUCGACAUCAGUGGUAAACUUAGAACAACAGGACAAUGACAUCAAUGAUAUCUUGAAAUAUGCUUCUUCAGAGUAUUUUGGAUAUAAUCUGUUAAAUGCCGUCCGUUUUUAUGAUCGUCUGAAAACACUUCCGACCGAUUCGAUUAUCAUAGAGAUGGGUCCGCAUUCGGUAUUCGGCAAAAUAGUUACCGAUACUCUUCAGUCGUCCACUUAUUUGUCGUUUAUGAAGAAGGACUCGAACGACACUAAUUUGGAUCUGUUUUUGUCGGGUUUGGCAAAACUAUACGAAUUGGGAUUAAAUCCGUCUAUCGAUAAGCUAUAUCCGACGAUCGAAUGGCCAGUGGCCAGAAAUACCCAAUCAAUAGGGUCGCUGAUCCGGUGGGAUCAUUCACAACAAUACUUUUGCAAAAAAUAUCCCGACUUUUAUUCCCGAACCACGUCAUCGGAUAUGAACGUUGCGGUCAACAUACAGAUGCCUGAAGAUUGUUAUUACGCCGAUCACGCUGUCGACGGCAACAUAAUAUUUCCGGCCACCGGCUAUAUAAUGUUAGUCUGGCGACACUUUGCCAGCUAUUGCGGCAAAAUCUGGGACCAGACGGCCGUUCACUUUGAAAAUAUUCAAUUCAAACGACCAGUUUUUCUGUCCGAUUCGUCGCCGACGCGACUCAAAGUCAGAUACUUUCAAAAUAGUCAUGAUUUUGUGAUAAUGGAAAGUGACAACAUUUGUUGUUCGGGUAAAGUUAGCCGAUUGACCGAUGAUGGACUAUACGCACAGAAUCUAAUCUAUGAGAAUGACGAGCACCGGGAGCUAACCGGUGAGUAUAGUUUGUCCAGAGAUGACAUCUACAAAGAUUUACGUAUUGUUGGCUACGAUUACGGACCGGCAUUCAGACGUCUGAAAAAUGUUCGGACCAACAAUUUUGACGAAAUACUCGGUAGUUGCGAAUGGAACGGACUGUUUGUACCGUUCCUCGACUCUCUACUACAGUCGUCGGCAUUUGUGUUACCGUUUCGUAAGCUAAUGGUACCCGUAAUGAUCAAAUCGCUUAAAAUCGAUCCGAAAUUGUUUUUCGAGGCUAUCGUCAAAAAUCGUAUGACCGUCGAUGACAAUGACGGCGAGGCCAUUGCCAACACAGACAAAAACAAACAAGAAGUGGCCGAAACUGUAGCCGAAGGGAAACGUACGGAACUGGAUGAAGAAGAACUGGCCGUUUCUAUAUUACAAGAUCUGGAACAGACCAAUGAAAUGAACGAUCAGUUUUCUGAACGCUUUCAUAAAUACCAAUCGUUGGUAUCGUUUUAUUUUGAUUACGACUCGAAAUUGUUGGUCACCUAUGGUAUCGAAAUCUGCGAUCUCAUAAUGUUUCCCAUUUCUCGCCGAUCAGACAAUCAGGAUCUGGUACUCGAUUCCUAUGAGUUUCUCUCCAAUGAGGACAUGGAUGCCAUCGAACCGUCCCAUAAGCGCAUGAUUUCUGAAUAUUUAGAGUCAGAACCUGAAUAUGAUUUUGUUAAAGACAUCACUAAUGAGAUCCAUACAAAUGAUUUGUUGUUACGAUCGUUGGUCGAUAUUGUCAAUGAAAAUCUGGUGCCACAAAAAUCGGUAAAAGUUAUUGAAAUUAACUUAACUCAAGGAUUGUUGGCCAAAGAGAUUGAAAAUUUGAUAACAAACUAUAAUCUCCUACCCAUUGAUGUCGACUACAAACUAAUUGUCCGAUCGAUGGAUGUAUUGCCAAACGAUUUAUCAUUACAGGAUAGAUAUGCUGCCAGUGUUUGGCAGAUAAGUGAUAGUUAUUUUCCCACUGAUAUAUCAAUUGGCGAUUUUAUUGUGUUGAGAGACUCUCAUCAUAUCUACGAUGACAACAACAUAGAUGUCGACAAACUUAUCAUAAAUUUAAGCGACUAUAUUGUCAGCAAUGGAUUUUUGUUGACAAUUCAUAGAUAUAGGUUUACGGAUACAGAGCUAAUGUUAAACAACAUCGUCAACAACGGCACAGUUAACGGCAGAAAACUGUUGGACAACUCGUUUCUGGAGCAACGUAUCGACCAGUUUAUUACGGCUGCUAAUCGAGCGGGUCUUCGGCUAAUUGGCCGCAAAUACGACACAAUCGGUACUAUGGCUCUACUGUAUCGCAAAACGGUUAGCGAACUGGUCAAUGGCAAACCUGAUUUACCAAAAUUGAUCAUGGUCGAUUCAUUUAUGUAUGACAAUUGGUUGCCACAAAUCAGAGAUAAAAUAAUUGAAAAUAAUGAAACCGAUAGAUCAAGUGAUACAGUUUGGUUGAUAGCUAAUGAUUCCCAAAGAAACGGUAUUUUAGGAUUAAUUAAUAGUCUAAGACUGGAACCGGGAGGCAAUCGUUUCAAAUGUAUUAUCGAUUACAAUAUUAGUGACAAUAAUAAUAUUAUAACCGGCAAUGAUAUCAAUUAUGUAGAAUUUCAGGCAAAAUACAAACAUAUUUUGGCCAAUGGUUUGGCUGUCAAUGUCAUCAACAAAGAUGAUGGCAAACAUAAGCCAAAAGUGGGAACUUAUAGACAUCUUAAGCUAAACAAAGAUUACGAUAAAAUCAAAUCCGAUGACUACUUCUUGAAUGUCGGUCAGGGAAGAGAUCUGUCAAGUCUUCAAUGGUUUGAUUCGCGAUGUUUGGUGCCGUCCGAUGAAGUCGUCUAUGAUUUUUCAAAUAACCUAAUAAAACAAAUACCGAUCAAAAUAUACAGUUCCGGACUUACAUUUCACGACAUUAUGUUUGCAACCGGUCGUAUACCGAGUGGACCGAUGCUAUUAUUUAUCGAUUGUCUCAUUGGUAUUGAGUUUGCGGGCCGUCGUACUGACACUGGAGAACGGGUUAUGGGCUUUGAUAUAACCCGAUGUUAUGCGACUAGUAUUCAAGGAAAUGACAAUUUUAUAACUAAUAUACCGAAUCACUGGUCAAUGGACGAUGCGGUCACUAUAUUGAGCACAUAUAGCACCGUAUGGUAUGGUUUGAUAGAUAGAGCUCACUUAAAGAGAAAUGAAAGCAUUUUAAUACAUUCGGGUGCUGGAGGUGUGGGUCAGGCGGCCAUAAAUAUAUGCCAAUACUAUAACUGCGAUAUCUUUGUGACGGUUGGAACUGAAGACAAAAAACAGUUUCUUAUCAAAGAAUAUAAUAUUCCUGAAAACAGAAUAUUCAGUUCAAAAGAUAUAUUGUUUAAGUUAAGGAUAAAACAGUUGACUAAAGGAAAAGGAGUCGAUUUGGUAUUGAAUUCAUUGACCGGUGAAAAAUUGGACGCCAGUUACGAGUGUCUGGCAAAUAGGGGUCGGUUUGUUGAACUGGGAAAAUAUGAUCAAAUGCAAAACAAACAGAUCGGUAUGUUUGACUUUUUGAGAGACAUAUCGUUCAUUGGUGUGGCUGUCGAUAUGUGUCUGUUUGAGGCUCAGGAUUUUACCAUCAAUUUCUUUGAUUGGAUGCAUAAAAACUCUUCAAAUGGAUGUAUUAAACCAAUUAAUAGGACUGUAUUUGAUGUUAACGAAGCGGAAAAGGCAUUCAGAUAUAUGACAACCGGUAAACACAUCGGAAAAAUUAUUCUUAAGAUUAGAGACGAAGAAUCCGAUAGAAAUGCUGUUAAAAAUAUGAAUCCAUCCAUUGGUUUGUUAGUAAAAACUAAAACAUAUUUUAAUCCAAACAAAGUUUAUAUAAUAACGGGAGGUUUGGGUGGUUGUGGUCUAGAAUUAGUUCAUUGGAUGCUAUAUAAGGGGGCAAAAAAGUUUGUACUAAACUCACGAAAUGGCAUUAAAAAUGAUUAUCAAAAAUAUAUUUUGAAACGUUUAGAAACUUUCGGUAAAAAAUACAAAAUGUUUUCAUCGGAAAUCAUAGUAUCCACUGCUAAUUGUUUGACAAUUGACGGCACAAAACAACUUUUAGGUGAAUCACAACAAUUGGGUAAAACAAUUGGCGGUGUCUUUCAUUUGACACUAUUAUUGAAUGAUCUGUUGCUGGAAAACCAAACAACUGAUACAUUUAGUGAAACUGUUGCCUCAAAAUAUACAAUAUUUGCUAAUUUGGAUCAAAUGAUUCGCAAAUUGGACAUCAAAUUAGAUUAUUUUGUUGUAUUUUCGUCGGUAAUUGCGGGCAAAGGAAACGGCGGUCAAAGUAAUUAUGCUUUUGGUAACUCAAUGUGCGAACGAUUAUGUGAAUUAAGAUCUGAUGACGGAUUGAAAGCACUGGCCAUACAAUUUGGUCCGAUCGGUGAUGUGGGCGCCCUGUCUAACAAGGAUCAGGUCGUCCAGAUGUCUAAUAUGAAGAAACAGAGAAUCAAUUCGGUCUUUGAAGUCAUGGAUAGACUACUGGCCGUCGAUAAGCUGAUUGUCACUUCUUAUCUAAAAUCUGAACGAAUAAUCCAAUCGGGAAGUCGUCAGAAACGUGUGAUUAAGGAGAUGUGGCGGGCAUUGGGUAUCGAUCCGGACAAUACUCCCGAUUAUCUAUCACUGGGAGAGAUAGGACUCGAGUCGAUGUUUGCCGUAGAACUUAAACAAGAGUUGGAACGGGAGUACAAUAUUAAGAUGUCGUUAUAUCACGUCAAGAAUAUUACCGUCCGAUUACUUAAAGAGUAUGAGUCGGGUCGGGUUGAAGACUUUAAUCGAUACGUCCAGGAGAUCAAAGUGGCCAAAACUAAUCUAUUGAAGUGUAAAUUCAUUAUACCUACCAAUAGGAUCACCAAAUUGAAUGACAUUACCGUUGGUCGACCCAUAUAUUUCUUGCCGGCCAUUCAGGGAUCGUUCAAAGUUAUCGAUGAUUUAGCCAAACGAUUUCAUAGGCCAGUUGUCGGCAUCAAUUGGACGCGCGAUAUGGAUGGCAUCGAAUCGGUCAAUGAAUUGACCAAAUAUUUUAUAGAUCUAUUGAAUACUAUACACAACAACAACAAUGAUUCGUAUGAUAUCGUCGGCUACUUUGACUGUGCAUUCAUUGCCACUAAAAUAGUCCGCAAGACUCGUGGUGUCAAACGAGCCGUUAUUAUUGAUAUACUAUCGGAAACACAGUUCAAUGAGGACGCGGUUACCGAUGAAUUUCUAUUGGAAUUUAUCUUUGAUUUCAUGACCAGUAAUAUACCGAAAAUAUUUAAGGAUAAGAUAUCUCGUGAUAUGAAAUCCGAGCCAAAUAUUGAGUCACGUCUUAGACGCGGAUGCAAUGAGAUCCGUGAGUUUGGCGGCAACGGUCUGAUGGCCACCGAUUUGGAAGAAAUUCUUCGUAAUUCAUUGAAACGGACAAAAAUGUUGGCCACUUAUAGAUCGCUGAAAAUAAAGAAAUUGAUUACAAAACAACAAAUCAAAUCCAAGAAUCUGAUGGAUAAAUGGGCUAAUAAUAGGCAAAAGCUAACAAUAAUCAAACCGUUUGAGUUCAACAAUAUUGAUGACGAAGAAGUAUUUGUCAAUAAAACAAAUCAGUUAUACUUUUUGCCAACAAAUCCGGAAACAAAUGAUUUGACGUUUGAUUUAAUUAAAGUCGACGAACACUCCCUAACAUUUGCAUCGGAAAAAAUUGUCGAUUAG